This is a messenger RNA of Sardina pilchardus (European sardine), 893 nucleotides long. Its product is annotated as serum amyloid P-component-like. Lineage: Eukaryota; Metazoa; Chordata; Actinopteri; Clupeiformes; Clupeidae. The transcript is spliced from 2 exons. The record is from RefSeq and is a predicted model, not a curated record. Bases 18 to 725 code for a protein of 235 amino acids.
GUGCGAACUACUGUACCAUGGAAACUGCAAUUCUAAAGAACGUCCUGAUACUUCUGCUUAUAGGCCUACAUUUCACGUCGUCGUCUGCUGAAAGGAAAGAUCUCUCUGCCAAAAUGUUCACCUUCCCAGUGGAGUCUGAUACAGCUCAUGUGAUCUUGGUGCCCAAUCAGAGCAAGAGCCUGAGUGCUGUGACCUUGUGUCUACGUUUCUUCUCAGACCUGACAAGAGCUCAGUCUCUCCUCUCUUUUGCCACCAUUGAGAGUCCAAAUAGCUUCCUCCUUUUCAAACAAGCAAACCAUGUGUAUGAAAUAAAUGAGUAUGACGAUGUUCUAUUAUUUAGGGGAUUGGAGGACAUUCCCAAUAAAUGGAAUUCUGUCUGUGCUACUUGGAAUUCUCAAACUGGUAUUGCCCAACUGUGGGUCAAUGGGAAACCAAGCACAAGAAAAGGGGUACGACGAGGAAGUAACAUCUCUGGAACACCCAGUAUUAUCCUGGGUCAAGAGCAGGACAGCUACGGUGGGAAGUUUGACAAAGCACAGUCUUUUGUGGGAAUGCUGACAGAUGUGCACAUGUGGGAUUCAGUUCUUCCUUAUCCUGAGAUUGCUUUAUACAUGAACAGCAUUCCACAGACGACUGGUGGUAAUGUGAUCAACUGGAGCUCACUCGAUUUCACCAUUAAGGAGUAUGUGCUUGUAGAGGAUAUUGUGAGUGGUUUAAAUGAUUGAAACCAUGACAAAAAUGCUUCACUGUGUCAUGAAAGACACAUUUCAUCCUGGUUCCCUUUCAUUUGUCAAUGCAAAUCUAAAAUAGUUAAUUAGUAAAGAUUUAGAAAAUGGCUUCUCUCCAAUGUUCUCAAAGCUUUAUUCCAGAGUGUUUACUGUUCUAAUGUAAAA